Molecule: messenger RNA, 1125 nt
Organism: Musa acuminata AAA Group (dessert banana)
Lineage: Eukaryota; Viridiplantae; Streptophyta; Magnoliopsida; Zingiberales; Musaceae
Product: mavicyanin-like
Exons: 2
Coding region: 487-1005 (172 amino acids)
Cellular component (GO): plasma membrane
Molecular function (GO): electron transfer activity
Source: RefSeq, a predicted model, not a curated record
AGCUGCAGAGUCAUUCUCACUACCUCUCUUUGAGUUGGAUAAGGAUAUUAAAUCCUGCAGCUAGAAAGAUGCAUCAUCAGACUGGAAACUAAUAAUUAAUUGAUGUGCUCCUUGUUAAAUCACCUAAAGUUGCAGAAGAUGAGAAACAGAUUCGGGUGAUGCACUUUGCAACGAGCAAUGCAUCAAGCCACAUGCAGGUAAGUUAACCUUGUGAUGAGCAGAGCCAAGAAACUUGUCCCAGGAAUUGGGUAGGCAAGAGUGCGAGGAGCAGGGGAGCUCCAUGAUUCCCCAAUGCAGUAGGUAUACCAAAGACAGGGAGUUGGUAGUGCAAUGUAAAUUACCAUAUUAGCAGGCUGAUUUCAAAGAGUACUAAUUUCUGCAACCAAACUGCCUAUAUAACACGAACAUGGAUUGUUUCUCUCUCGUUGCUUCAAUCCUUUGCUUUGGGCUGUUGAACACUAGAUAAGGUUUCUUGAACAAGCAUACAUGGCUGGUGUGGUAGCUCUUCUGGUCCUCCUUGUAGCAGCUGCUCCGGCCGCCUCCGCCACCGACUACACAGUGGGCGACUUGCAAGGAUGGGUAAGUGGGGUGGACUACACCGCAUGGGCUUCCGGCAAAACCUUCAACGUCGACGAAACUCUCUUCUUCCAGUACAAUGGUCUUCACACUCUGGCCGAGGUUGGAGAAGCUGACUACAAAGCCUGCUCGGCCAGCAACUCCAUCCAGACAUACACGGAUCAGAGCACCAAGAUUACCCUCACCAGGCCCGGGAGCAGAUACUUCAUCUGUGGCACACCCGGGCACUGCUCCAGUGGGAUGAAGCUGGCGGUGACCGUCGACGGUGCGAGCAGCUCGACGCCGGCCGGUUCUCCCCCGUCAACGCCUUCGGGCCUACCGGCUUCCGAUCCGACGACGGAGUCAUCUACUAAAUCCAGCGGGGGGAGGAGCAGGGGCUUCCACAGCGGGAAUGCUCUCCUGCUGCUGGGACUUGUUCUUGCGGGCUAGACGAGAGGCAGUGCUUUCAAUAUAUGGACUGUUGGGUUACGUCAUUUGGGUUAUUUCUUGUGAGGCUUUGAGCGGUUGAGUUAAUCUGCAUGGGAAUAAUAAGAUUAGUGUAAGAUGAUG